Molecule: messenger RNA, 360 nt
Organism: Seminavis robusta
Lineage: Eukaryota; Bacillariophyta; Bacillariophyceae; Naviculales; Naviculaceae
Source: the annotation of a GenBank genome assembly
AUGGCGACGUUUCUGAGGUUUGAUUUGCAAAAUGAAAAUGAAACGAACGCAACGAAAAACCUUGCCUCAAGCAAGCUUUUUCUCUCUCAGCACAACACAACAACUCCUUCUGUCUUAUUCGAAGACAUGCAUGACGAUGACAAUGAUGGUAUUGAGAGUCCCACGUUCACGUGCCUCGAGAUGUGCGUCUACGGGCGGACCCUCGCGCGGACCGCUGUGUGGUUGAACGGAUCCAGAGUCAUCUUGCGGUGGUUCCUGUUGUGGGUUGGUUCGUCCUCGUGCAAAGGUCUGCUCAAUGUUGACAAUGGCGCCGUGGCCGUUCCUCUUCCAGUCCUUUGUUGGGGUGGUUCGUCCUCGUGA